Messenger RNA from Trypanosoma grayi, 2055 nucleotides. Its product is annotated as putative leucine-rich repeat protein (LRRP). The transcript has a single exon. Gene Ontology annotation, molecular function: small GTPase binding; GTPase activator activity. The record is from RefSeq and is a predicted model, not a curated record. Bases 1 to 2055 code for a protein of 684 amino acids. Lineage: Eukaryota; Euglenozoa; Kinetoplastea; Trypanosomatida; Trypanosomatidae. Gene Ontology annotation, biological process: nucleocytoplasmic transport; activation of GTPase activity. Gene Ontology annotation, cellular component: nucleus; cytosol; perinuclear region of cytoplasm.
AUGCUGUCCAGCAUCCAUCGGCGUGUGGCGCAGGAGGUCGAAUGGGAUUUAGACUUCCCGCUCCUCGCGGCAUUGGAGCAGCGGACGCGCACACCCACCGAGACUCUCACUCGCUGCUGCUGCUGCGCUCUGGCAUCAUCGGCUGCCGCACGAUUGGUCCAACGGCUUGCCGUGACGAUCGGCUCUGUUGCCGAGGCUAAGGCGGUGGCUGAGAUGUUCAGCACCGCGCGGAUGGACUCGUUGCACACCCUUGACCUCACCUUGCACGAUGUUGCAUUUAUUCAGGACGACACAAACCUCGUCCUGCUGCUUUGCGAGGCUACCAAAAGCGCUGCAAGUCUCGUGUCCCUCCGCGUAAUGAUUGUGCCGUGCGACAUGCAGCGUGAACUGCAAUGGAAUCACACGUCGGUGGCGACGCUUGCUGCCAUGAUUCCUCCAACGCUUCAGGUGUUAUCGUUGGAGUAUUUGAGCCUGCAGAGGGCGCGAGAGGAGGACCUGAGGGCUCUUAGCGAUGUCAUAUCGUGCUGUCACGCAAUAACACAUCUCUCUUUACGUGGCACACGCGGCUUCCUCACUCGUGUUGCGUUUUUGCGGGAUGUGGUAGCAGGGAUGCGGCAACUAUCGGUUGUGGAUCUUGGUUCCACUCUGCUCAAUGAUGUACUGCUACAGCAGUUCAUGGUUUCGCUCAAGACGGCUAUUGGCGGCUGGUACCGACUGCGUCAGCUAAACCUCUCGCAGUCCAACGUAUCUGCGUGGGGGCUGCAGCUCAUGCUCCGCGACCUUGGAGAGCUGCGGUCUGAUGAAGUUGCCAGCAUUGAGGUAUUGAAUCUCAGUAGCAAUGGCAUAGAUGAUGAUGGGGCGUUUGUUUUGGCAAGCUGCUGCAUGCGAUGCGAGGAGCUCCGUGAGCUUCAUCUGCGUCACAAUCGACUAACGAAGAAGAGUGCGUCUGCCAUGGGGUCCGCGCUCAUCGCGGCGUCCUCGUUCUGCUGCAUAAAUUUUCAUUCUAACCCACUGGGAGAUGAAGGGCUGAGCAGCUUUUUGCAGUACGCAAAGUACUGGCCGGAGCUGCGCCGUCUCGACGUCACGCGGUGCCGGUUGACGGCGCGAUGCCUCCCGGCGCUCUCCACAGCGCUUCCACUCUUUGACAGACUGGAGGAGUUCGUACUUGACCGCAAUGACUUGCGGCAGCUUGACGCCGCACUACCAAUGGAGGGAGAUGACAGCAGCAGCAGCAGCAGCGUAAAAAUGAGCCAGAAGAAGGGUGAUCUGCCGCUUUUUGUGUACGACCCCCGCUUUAUGCAGGGUGGCCGCAGUGGCGACUGGAAGGUCCCCACGUCCUUCGAGCUCGACCGCCGCGACGCACAGGAGGGGCGCUGCAGGUACACCGGCACGGAGGAGUACCGCGCGGCGCAGGAGACAGCCCACGUGCUGGUUGGCGGUGUGGCGCCGUUCGAGCUGCUCGGUUCGGCGCUCGCUGGGUGUCGUGAGCUGCACCGUCUCUCUCUCUCCGGCUGCGCGCUGACGGACAUGUCCUUCACAGCGCUGGCAAAUGCGCUCGUGGUGCGCCGUCUCGCACACCUCGACCUGAGCUCGAACCCUUUGUUUGCGCACAUGCAAAGUCUUGAGGCCCUCUCGGAAUUGCUUCACCAAUCAGCUGCAACGCUGCAGACACUCGACCUCUCCUGUACUGGCCUCGGGAGCAUAGGCGCCUCGCUUCUUGCGGACGGUUCAGCCGCUGCCGCGGGAGAUGCGGCGCUGUGCUCACUAAAGACCCUGACACAGUUGAAGCUGUCGAGCUGUCGCAUUGGGGCCGACGGACUUGAAGCGCUUGCUGAUGCGCUUCCCAGCAUGGUUUCUUUGGAGCGGCUGUUUCUUGACGGUAACAGUGUAAGCGAGCUGGGCGCUGUUGUCUCCGUUCUCGGGGCGUGUGAGGAGCUGCCGUCGUUGAGGUUUGUUGGUCUUCACGGCUGCAUACCGCCCUGUAGCCUCGCGGACGUUGAAGCAUCCAACGAGUACGUAACAUUGCAACGCAGAGGCAUCGCCGUGCACGUGUAG